Messenger RNA from Diabrotica balteata, 561 nucleotides. NCBI's taxonomy places the organism in Eukaryota, Metazoa, Arthropoda, Insecta, Coleoptera, Chrysomelidae. The record is from the annotation of a GenBank genome assembly.
AUGUUGGCUCUGGGUACGUCCUUUUCUUGGUAUCGUUCCAGGGAACCAGACAUUAGAAAACUGAUGAGAGAUCCUAAUUUUAUGGACAAAAUGGAAACAAACGAAAAAGCAGCAUGGACAUCUUUAAAACUAGUUGUUACCGGUUUCCUAGGAAACAAAAAAAAUCCUAACUACAAGACAAUCGUCGCAGACAUGCUUGACAACUUUAAGAAGCUGGGAUGUAACAUGAUCAUUAAAGUUCAUUACCUCCAUUCACAUCUAGACUACUUCCCUGCAAAUCUUGGUGAUGUAAGUGAAGAGCAGGGUGAAAGAUUCCACCAAGAUAUCAAGGAAAUGGAAAGAAGGUAUCAAGGAAGAUGGAACGUCAACAUGAUAGCGGACUACUGCUGGAUGCUAAAACGAGAUGACCCUCAACGAGUACAUAGCCGGAAAAGCAAUAAAAGAAGCUUCGACGGAAAGCAAAAGCGUUACUAUAAGAACAUGAGCUUAAAGAGAAAUAUUUUAAGCAGUAUCAAAAAUAGAGUUUUAUUUAAAGAAGCUAGCAAAGAGAAAGAUGAAUAG